AUGGCUAAACAUAACAAUCCAAUUGAAGAAAAUAAUGUUUUAAUGGCCAAUGGCGUUAAAAGUGUAGAAGGAAAAAGUGGAUUUUCAAGUUUUCUAUACAAUAAGCAUGCUGGGACAUUCUGUGGUCGUACACCAAAAUCAUGGGUUCAAAUUACUAUCUUUUAUGUUAUAUUUUACUCCUUACUAGCCGCCUUUUGGCUUGCUUGUCUUAAAGCUUUCCUUAAUACUCUUGAUCCAAAAGUACCUCGAUUUUAUGGUAAAGGAACCAUUAUUGGAAACAAUCCAGGAGUUGGUUAUCAACCAUGGAUUAAGGAAAAUUCAGAAUCAACAUUAGUUAAGUUUGAUUAUAGAGAUCCAAACUCAUAUAAAAAAUACACUGAUGUACUUGAAAAAUACCUUGGAAAAUAUAGCAACAUUACCGGUACUCGUAAUUGUGGUCCAAACGACUCAAAUUCUCAACUUAUCGAUGCCGACAAUCAUAAAGGUGCUUGUAGAUUUGAUCUCAGCGUUUUUGAGAAACAUGGAUGCUCAAAAGAAAACGAUUAUGGAUUUAAGGAGGGAAAACCAUGUAUUAUUCUUUCUUUAAAUAGGCUUAUUGGGUGGAAACCAGAAAAUUAUGAUGACAGUGAAGUCCCAUCUGAAGUUCGAGGACGCUAUAAAAAAGGAAAUAUUGCUUUUCAUUGUGACGGAACCGCUGCUAGUGAUAAAGAAAAUCUUGGAAAGGUUUCAUACAUUCCAGAAUCCGGAAUUGACGGAAAAUUCUACCCAUAUGCUUUCAUUGAUAAUUACCAUCAACCAAUUGCUAUGGUUAAAUUUGAAAACCUCCCAGACAACAGACUUGUAAUGAUUGAAUGCCGUGCCUAUGCCAAAAACAUUGAACACGAUUUUGAAACUCGCCUUGGUCUCGUACACGUUGAAUUGUUCAAGGAAACAGACGCCGCUGAUGCUCGGUAG
Molecule: messenger RNA, 954 nt
Organism: Strongyloides ratti
Lineage: Eukaryota; Metazoa; Nematoda; Chromadorea; Rhabditida; Strongyloididae
Product: Sodium/potassium-transporting ATPase subunit beta family-containing protein
Exons: 5
Coding region: 1-954 (317 amino acids)
Biological process (GO): intracellular potassium ion homeostasis; potassium ion import across plasma membrane; sodium ion export across plasma membrane
Cellular component (GO): sodium:potassium-exchanging ATPase complex
Molecular function (GO): ATPase activator activity
Source: RefSeq, a predicted model, not a curated record